AUGGCCAACUUUGAUUCACCUUCAUUUAAAAGAUUUGUAAACAAAGGAUUGUCAAACUUCCUAAAUACAGUAAAGAUCACAGAGAUAUUGGAGAGUGAAGGUCAAUAUUGGAAGGCAAAGAGAGAUAGAAAGAUUCUAUCAAUAGAGAGUGAUAAGACAGUUCGUGAGGCAAUUAGUAUGAUUGCAAAGAAUGACAUUCUAUCAAUACCUGUAGUCGAUCCCAAGGAUAAGGAGUUUCUUGGAUUCGUGGAUAUGGUAGAUGUACUCCAUGCUGUACUAGGACACAUAUCAGAGGACUGUGACAAAAAGAACAAUGAGUAUCGGAAGUUUGCAAAGUGGUGCGAGGAUAUCAAUGAGUUGGAGAAGAAGAAUAGAGACUUGAUGGACCAUAAGAUUGGAUCAAUCAUUAACCAAUCUAAAUAUGAUAACUUUAUCCCUGUCGAUGAGAAUGGAACGAUGUACCAAUUGUUGUCAGAGGUAUUCUCUCGUGGAAUCCAUAGAGUCAUUGUAUACAAUGAGCACGGUGCCCCAAGGGGACUGCUAAGCCAAGCAGACAUUAUCAAAUUCAUGCUUGAGAAUCUCGACAAUCUUGGUUCAGUCGUACAUGAGCGUAUUGGCAACAUUGGAAUCAUUAACCCCAACGUCAUAUCAAUGAGCUCCAAGGCACAAGCCAUCCAUGCAUACUACCUUAUGCUCUUCCAUGGAGUACCGGGUGUAGCCAUUCUAAACAGCAACGAGGAGAUCAUUGCCAAUCUAAGUGUAACAGACCUUCGAGGAAUGGACCCAAACACAUUCUCCCAGCUGCUAAGGAACUCUCUGGAUGUUCCAAAGAAGAAAGUGGUAACUUGCACCAAGGAUACACCUUUGGAACUCAUCCUCCUAAAGUUAUAUGAGAACAAGAUUCACAGGAUAUGGGUGGUGGAGUCGGCAACAAGCAACAAGUGUGUUGGUGUCAUCUCAAUGUCUGAUGUGAUGAAGUUCUUCUCCCAGAGGUCUGGUAACAAUCCACAACAACAAAAAGUG
Messenger RNA from Acytostelium subglobosum LB1, 1023 nucleotides. RefSeq lists its product as hypothetical. NCBI's taxonomy places the organism in Eukaryota, Evosea, Eumycetozoa, Acytosteliales, Acytosteliaceae. The record is from RefSeq and is a predicted model, not a curated record. The annotation marks the transcript as partial. The transcript has 3 exons.